This is a messenger RNA of Cryptococcus amylolentus CBS 6039, 216 nucleotides long. RefSeq lists its product as hypothetical. Bases 1 to 216 code for a protein of 71 amino acids. Lineage: Eukaryota; Fungi; Basidiomycota; Tremellomycetes; Tremellales; Cryptococcaceae. The record is from RefSeq and is a predicted model, not a curated record. The transcript is spliced from 2 exons.
AUGGCUAGUCUCCAAACGGCGUCUCGUCACACAGGUGGGCUCGGGAAUAAGCGAAAGCGGGAUCUGAGCCUACAACAGCGAGAGUCAGUGACGAAUACGGCACGACAGGUUGUUCGGAGACUCAUUGGUCUGGGAGACGCCAAGGCGAAAAGCAGUCUUGGUGUUGGCAAGUGGCCCGAGCCCAACGACGAUGGCACACCCUUCCUCGACGGCUGA